AUGGCGCUGGUGGAGCCUGGGAUCUGGGGCACUAGACGAGAUGUCUACCCCCUGUUGCUGCUACUGCUACUGCUGCUGCUGCUGCUGCCCUGGGUCCCGGCUGGGUUGGUUCCUUCAGAGACUCCAAGUGUCUGUGCCUCAGACCUGUGUGCUCCAGGGACCAAGUGCCAGGCUACAGAAAGUGGUGGCUAUACCUGUGAGCCCUCAGAGCUUGGAGGCUGUGCUACUCAACCAUGCCACCACGGUGCACUGUGUGUGCCCCAGGGCCCAGAUCCUAACAGCUUCCGUUGCUACUGUGUGCCUGGAUUCCAGGGACCCCACUGUGAACUGGACAUCGAUGAGUGUGCAUCCCGGCCUUGCCAGCAUGGGGGCACCUGCCGAAAUCUGGCGGAUCACUAUGAGUGCCACUGUCCCCUGGGAUAUGCAGGCGUGACCUGCGAGGCCGAGGUGGACGAGUGCUCGUCAGCGCCCUGCCUGCACGGAGGCUCGUGCCUGGACGGUGUGGGUUCCUACCGCUGCGUGUGCGCACCGGGAUACGCUGGUGCGAACUGCCAGCUAGACGUGGACGAGUGCCAGAGCCAGCCGUGCGCGCACGGUGGCGUGUGUCACGACCUGGUCAACGGUUUCCGGUGCGACUGCGAGGACACGGGUUAUGAAGGCGCGCACUGUGAGCAGGAGGUGCUGGAGUGCGCCUCUGCGCCCUGCGCGCACAACGCGUCCUGCCUCGAUGGCUUCCGGAGCUUCCGCUGCCUUUGCUGGCCAGGCUUCAGUGGAGAGCGGUGUGAAGUGGAUGAGGAUGAAUGUGCAUCAGACCCCUGUCAUAAUGGGGGCCGGUGCUUGCAACGCUCUGACCCGACCUUGUACGGGGGUGUUCAGGCCAUCUUCCCGGGAGCCUUCAGCUUCAGCCACGCUGCUGGCUUCCUUUGCAGCUGUCCUCUGGGCUUUGCCGGGAAUGACUGCAGCGUGGAUGUGGAUGAGUGUGCCUCAGGGCCGUGCCUCAACGGAGGUAGUUGCCAGGACCUGCCCAAUGGUUUCCAGUGCUACUGCCAGGAUGGAUACACAGGCCUGACAUGUCAGGAAGAUAUGGACGAAUGCCAGUCAGAACCAUGCCUGCAUGGUGGAACCUGCAGUGACACUGUAGCAGGCUACAUCUGCCAGUGCCCCGAGGCCUGGGGUGGACAUGACUGUUCUGUGCAGCUCACAGGCUGCCAGGGCCACACCUGCCCACUGGCUGCCACCUGCAUCCCCACCUUCAAGUCUGGCCUCCACGGUUACUUCUGCCGCUGCCCACCAGGGACCUAUGGGCCUUUCUGUGGCCAGAAUACGACCUUCUCGGUUGUGUCUGGGAGUUCUGUGUGGGGAUUGGUGCCAGUUGGUGCCUCCCUGGGUCUGGCACUGAGAUUUCGUACCACGCUGCUUGCCGGAACCCUGGCUACUCUGAGGGACACUCAGGACAGCUUGGAGCUGGUUCUGGUGGGGGCUGUGCUCCGAGCCACACUCUCGAGACAUGGCACUGCCGUGCUCAUCCUUACACUGCCUGACCUAGCCUUAAAUGACGGGCAUUGGCACCAGGUAGAAGUGGCGUUCCGCCUGGGAACCCUGGAGCUGCGGCUCUGGCACGAGGCCUGCCCCGGCCAGCUCUGUGUAGCCUCUGGUCCUGUGGCUACAGGUCCUACAGCCUCGGUGGCCCCUGGGUCUCCGGGGCCCUACUCCAUCCAUCUGGGCGGUGGGGCCUUUGCCGGCUGCUUCCAGGAUGUGCAUGUGGAAGGGCACCUUCUGCUGCCGGAGGAGCUCAAUGGAACCGUGCUUCUGGGUUGUGAGUACAGGGAACCUUGCCUGCCUCUGCCCUGUGCCCACGGAGGGGCCUGUGUGGACCUGUGGACUCACUUCCGCUGCGACUGCCCGAGACCUUACCGUGGAGCCACAUGCACUGAUGAGGUUCCUGCUGCCACCUUUGGCUUGGGUGGCGUCACGAGCUCAGCCUCUUUCCUGCUCCACCAGCUGCUAGGCCCAAACCUCACCGUGUCCUUUUUCCUCCGCACCCGCGAGCCUGUGGGCCUGUUGCUCCAGUUUACCAAUGACUCAGUUGUGAGCCUGUCUGUGUCCCUGAGUGAGGGCCAGAUCCGGGCUGAGGGACUGGGUCAUCCUGCUGUGAUCCUCCCUGGGCGCUGGGAUGAUGGACUCCCCCACUUGGUGACGCUCAGCUUUGGGCCUGACCAGCUGCAGGACCUGGGCCAGCGGCUGUAUGUGGGCGGGAGGUUCUACCCUGAUGACACCCAGCCCUGGGGUGGGCCCUUCCGAGGCUGUCUCCAGGACUUACAACUCAACGGCAUCCACCUCUCCUUCUUCUCUUCCCCGAUGGAGAACUCAAGUUGGCCCAGUGAAUCGGAAGCUGGUCAGUCCUCCAACCUCACCCAGGGCUGUGUCUCUGAGGACAUGUGCAAUCCCAAUCCCUGUUUCAAUGGUGGCACGUGCCACGUCACCUGGAAUGACUUCUACUGUACCUGCUCGGACAACUUCACGGGGCCCACCUGUGCCCAGCAGCGAUGGUGCCCCAGGCAGCCAUGCCUGCCGCCUGCCACCUGUGAGGAGGUUCCAGAUGGCUUUGUGUGUGUGGCCGAGGCCACGUUCCGUGAGGGCCCUCCUGCUGUGUUCACAGGCCACAACGUGUCCUCGUCACUCAGCGGGCUCACCCUGGUCUUCCGCACGCGCGACCCCGAGGCUGGGCUACUGCGCGCAGCUUCCGCCGCAGGUGCCCACUCCAAUAUCUGGCUGGCGGUGCGCAACGGCUCGCUGGCAGUAGAUGUGGCGGGUUCGGUGCUGCCCGCGCCCGGGCCGAGCGUGGCCGACGGCGCCUGGCAUCGCGUGCGCCUAGCCCGGGAGUUCCCACAGGCCGCUGCCUCACGCUGGCUGCUGUGGCUGGACGGCGCGGCGACACCCGUGGCUUUGCACGGCUUGGGCGGCGACCUGGGCUUCCUGCAGGGCCCGGGUGCAGUGCCUCUGCUACUGGCUGAGAACUUCACGGGCUGCCUGGGCCGCGUGGCGCUCGGCGACCUCCCGUUACCCUUGGCGCCACCGCGGUCCGGCGCGGUGUCUGGGGCGCGCGAGCACUUCGUGGCCUGGCCCGGGUCUCCGGCCGUGAGCCUCGGCUGCCGUGGCGGACCCGUAUGCUCACCCUCGCCCUGCCUGCACGGUGGCGCCUGCCGCGACCUCUUCGAUGUCUUCGCUUGCUCCUGCGGCCCCGCCUGGGAAGGACCCCGCUGCGAGGUCCACGUUGACUCAUGUCGCUCCUCUCCCUGUGUCCGGGGCCAAUGCCACGCGCGCCCCGACGGCCGCUUCGAGUGUCGCUGCCCUCUGGGCUUCUCCGGCCCGCGCUGCAGGUUGCCUGUCCUGCCUCAGGGAUGCAGCCUCAACUCCACCUGCAAGGAUGGCGCCCCUUGUGAAGGUGGCCCCUUAGGCACCAACUGCAGUUGCCAGGAAGGCCUUGCUGGCUUCAGAUGUCAGAGUCUCGACCAACCCUGUGAAGCCAGCCCUUGCUUGAAUGGGGGCACCUGCCGGGUGGCCAGUGGCAUAUUUGAAUGUACUUGCAGCGCAGGAUUCUCUGGCCAGUUCUGUGAAGUGGUGAAAACCCUGCCUCUGCCUCUGCCGUUCCCACUGCUGGAGGUAGCAGUGCCUGCAGCCUGUGCCUGCCUUCUCCUUCUUCUCCUGGGCCUCCUCUCAGGAAUCCUGGCUGCCAGAAAGCGCCGACAGUCUGAGGGCACUUACAGCCCAAGUCAGCAGGAGGUGGCUGGGGCUCGUCUGGAGAUGGACAGUGUCCUCAAGGUGCCACCAGAGGAGAGACUUAUCUAGGCUUGCCUGGCUCUGGUGCCAUGUCCUGAAGGUCCUAAAGGGUCACCGCAGGACGUCUAUCUGGAGACCCAAGGAGACUGUUUCCAGAGCUGGGACAUCCACAGGAUGUGCCCCCAUGGUUGGCAGCCCUUGCUCUGUCCAUCAUGGACUCAGGAAAUGGGGAACAACUCAGGGAAGCAGAGGAAGCUGUUAGAGUGUGCACUUCUCUGACUUGCUGGACUGGAUACAGGGCACAUGUGGGUGCCCAUGGUAUGACAGGGUGUGUGCAUGUGUGUUUGUGUGCAUGUAUGUUUGUGUAUGUGUGUAUCUUUCUGUUUGGGGAGAGGAGGAAAGAGAGAGGAGAGGAGAAUAAGACUAUACAUAGGGAUGUGUUUGUUUGCAGAUUGUAAUGUGUUAUGACUGUGGUAAGGGCUUCAUAUCUGCGGACCACCCACAUGGAUACCUCUGGGACAGGGGCAGCCCAAGGCUGCACGUUCUCUAGCACUGAACAGGCCAGCUUACCCAAGCACCUAGACUUUGGUCUUGACAUCUUGUUCAACCUCCAAGAACAGCCUGGAGAAGCUGGGAUAGGGAGGAGUCUCCUUGGUUUCCAGAACAAAAGCCCUUUGGGCAGAUCUGACUGACAAUGUCAUGGCCACGUCUGUAGGGCAGGUCUGUAGGAACCAAGGAGCGGCUGCCCUGCCUGCUGUCGGCAUUUGCCAGAGUGGAGCAACCAACCUGUCUGCCUACCUCACAUCACACUAUUCUGAGGAUCCGAGAGACAAACAGGCAGAAAACUCCAGUCUGAUGGAAGAACCGGCUGCCCUUGGGUGUUGGAAAGUGUCCCUCCUGCCUAGAGUUGAAAAGGCUUCCUGGGACCCUGGCAAGGAGGCCAGAGAGGUGCAAGAGUGGAGAUGCUAUUCUCUUCUGUCCCUGACCCCUGCAAACUCACCAUCUUGUGGUUCUCUGGCACAGACUGCCCCUUUGCCUGCAGUUCUGUUGCCAAGGCUCCGUUGUGUGCCAAACAACAGUGCCCAGCAGAUGGACAUCAGGCAGCUUCUGCAUUGGCGCUCAGGCUGCAGAAGCCGAUUACAUCCUGUGGACAUUCAGUGUGAGUGACUUCUGACAACUCCUCCCCCAGGGCAUUGGCCUGAAGGUUUAGCCUCCCUUGAACUUCCCAGAGGCCUCUGACUUGGAGAUGUGUCCUCUGUCGGCUCUGUUUACCAGGCAGUGCCUCCGUGUUGGAGUUUCCCGUGCAAACGCCAGGUGGCUUUUACACAAGGGAGCCGGGUGUCUCCAGGUUUCAGCUGCCUCCCGAGGCACAGACUUGGGGGCACCAGGAGCUCAGUAGAAACUUUGAUAUGAGACCCUGGAUGCUUAGCUAGGAGGCCUACUUGGUUCUUACCCUGUAGUGGUGAGGCCACUUUGCCCCAAGCUGUCUCCAUGUCCCUUGGGAGAGGGGAGAGGAAACAGGUUCUUGGGUGAACUGUUGCAGUUGCCAGCUCCUAAGAUGAUUCCUGUGGAAUGCCAAUGGAACGAAACAUCCCAGUUCCACGUCAGUGUCACCAAUGUGGCCUACACAAGUACUCACUUGGGGGAGAUGGUGUUCUUGCUGAGACAUGGGGGAGGGGUGGAGCUUGUUCCUUCAUGUAGUCCUGCCCACGUGUCCAUUGUGAUUCCCUCAUGGGGAGGGAUGGUGUAAGUGGCUCAGAGCCUCAAGCGUGCACAGGCUGGAGGACAGUGGCCUCUACUUCUGCAGGAUGGCUGGUGGAGGUGGCCAAGUACCUGCUCAGGCAGCCACCCCCUAGAGCUCCUUGUAGGACUCAGGACUACAGCCCUCUCCCCAGUUUUAUUGACCACAUAUAGAGUUCAUCAUUGGAUUGCAAAGUCUACCCAGUGAAAUGGACAGAUGACAACAAACAUAUGUGCUGGCCUCCCCACCCUACCUAAGAAAACCACAGGUGUGUGCCUUCCUAGGCUGCCUGACACCCUGUCACCCUACUGGCCCACUGGGCUGUGGCACUGCCUCAUCUUGGGUGGAACCUAAAAUUUGCUAGGAUGGAGGAAGUGGGGCUGAGGCCUGUCCUGGGACACCAGAAUGCCAGAAGGCUUCCCACGACCCGGUGUGACUCCACUCCCUGGCAGCUGAGCACACCACCAAGACAGAGCCCUGGGGAGGGAGGGCUACAUCUCUGGCCUAGGCCUCAGGGACCCAUAAACAACCUCUCAGACACAGAGAGGGUCCCUAAAGUGACAGGGAUCUCUGAUGACCCCACCCCCUUAUUCCCAGCCCCCAGAAACCCUGGGGUAGGCUGUCUGACCAUUUACACAUAGGAAAUGAGAAAUCAGGUCAA
Messenger RNA from Mus pahari (shrew mouse), 6182 nucleotides. It is a transcript of the gene Crb2, whose product is annotated as crumbs cell polarity complex component 2. Gene Ontology annotation, cellular component: plasma membrane; protein-containing complex. The coding region runs from base 1 to 3849 and encodes 1282 amino acids. The transcript is spliced from 13 exons. Gene Ontology annotation, molecular function: calcium ion binding. Gene Ontology annotation, biological process: heterophilic cell-cell adhesion; establishment or maintenance of epithelial cell apical/basal polarity. NCBI's taxonomy places the organism in Eukaryota, Metazoa, Chordata, Mammalia, Rodentia, Muridae. The record is from RefSeq and is a predicted model, not a curated record.